This is a messenger RNA of Arabidopsis arenosa, 677 nucleotides long. The record is from the annotation of a GenBank genome assembly. NCBI's taxonomy places the organism in Eukaryota, Viridiplantae, Streptophyta, Magnoliopsida, Brassicales, Brassicaceae.
AUUUUCAUUCUUCAUAAAAUAGUAAACUUCUCAAAGCUAAAAAAAAAAAAGCAACACAAAUUCAUAAUUUCUCCACAAAAAAAAACAGAGAGACAAAAAAAAAAGAAAGAAAUGGCUGAUCAACAACAACAUCAGCAACAACAACCAAUAAUGAAGAAUCUCCACGAAUCAUCACCAUCGACACGGCAGAUAGUGAGAUUCCUAACCGCAGCAACAAUCGGCCUAUCACUCCUGGUGCUCUCAGGACUAACACUAACCGGAACGGUGAUCGGUUUGAUCGUAGCGACACCGUUGAUGGUUCUGUUCAGCCCGGUGUUGGUACCAGCGGUUAUAACGUUGGGGCUUUUGACGAUGGGAUUCCUAUUUUCAGGUGGUUGUGGGGUGGCCGCAGCGACGGCGUUAACAUGGAUUUAUAAGUACGUUACCGGAAAACACCCAGUGGGAGCGGAUAAAGUGGAUUACGCGAGGAUGAGGAUAGCGGAGAAAGCCAAAGAGUUGGGACAUUAUGCGCACUCGCAGCCACAACAAACACACCAAACCACAACAACUACUCAUUAGAGUUUAAUAAUAAUAUGGAUCUAUAUGUUAUAUUAAGUUUUUAUGAUUAUCCUACGUAUGUUUUUUUUUUGCUACUGUUCUUACCUUUUUGAUGAAAUAUAUAAAUCUGAAAUAUUAUU